Messenger RNA from Stylophora pistillata, 772 nucleotides. RefSeq lists its product as uncharacterized. Lineage: Eukaryota; Metazoa; Cnidaria; Anthozoa; Scleractinia; Pocilloporidae. The record is from RefSeq and is a predicted model, not a curated record.
UCGUCCAGCUAUGUACGAGCAGACAUUUUCAUCAGAAACUCAGCCACCAUCUUUGCCUUGAAUUUUUUCUGAGCCUAAACUUUUCGCCCUCCAAGGAAAAUAAGCACUCCAUUCUCUUUCAUUUGGUGGCGAUGAAAAAUCCUCUCGUUCACUUUCUGAUAUUUGUAGUGCCAGCAACUAUUGAAGCCUACAGGGAGGCAGGGAACUGCUACAAAUGCGAUGGGAACAAUGAACAGUGUAGUCUGGCAAUGAUGCACUCGGAUAUUGCAAAGUAUACGGUGAGAUGCGCGCGAGACUAUAUCUACUGUAUGACAAUCUUCCUGGAGCAAGAUGGAAGAAAGAUCUUUAAUAAACGGUGCGCAAGUGAACGGAUCUGCAACAGAGAAAUUUCUCGCUGCGAUGGAAGUGAGCGCACGACCAAGGGGGGUCUUCAGACCGAGAAGAUUUGUCAUGCAUGGUGCUGUGAAGGAGACUGGUGCAAUCCUGGGUCACGUGUCUCUCCAGCACAUCUUGUGAUGAUGUCAGGACUUCUGUGCGCUAACCUGAUGUAUAGAAUUUAUUUGUAGAAGAGUGUAACAUUGAGUUUUACCUAGCGUGUUGUGGUUAGAAAUUUAUGUCAAGCACCAGAUGAAAUUAAGACUAUAUUGUAAGGAAAUGUAUCGUUUGAACAAGCUGAUAAAAGUCACCCGUGUUGUGUUGAUAAUAGGGACCUUAAGCAGUCAGGACGGCAACGCCAAGGUAGACUUCGAUUAAAAAAUGAAUAUCUACUCUU